CAGAGGUUCAGCUCUCCCAGCGGAUCGCGGUCAUGCUCUCCACUGCCGUCUCGUCGCUCUCGCUCAAUGCGCCGGUCGUGCGCCCGGCCGUGUCCAACGCACGCAUGGCGGCCAUCACGCCGGGCGACGUCGGCACCACCAAGCCGCUGGGCGUGUACGACCCGCUCGGCCUGAUGACGCGUAUGCCCGACAAGUACCGCCGCUGGCAGGAGAUGGAGAUCAAGCACGGCCGCUUCGCGAUGGCGGCCACCCUGCACGUCAUCCUCACCGAGGCUGGCAUCCGCUGGCCCGGCUACCUCUCCUUUGCUGAGGACAUCAAGUUCUCGGACAUGCCUGGCGGCACGCUCGCGUCGUGGGCGGCGCUGCCAAACCUGGCGUGGAUUCAGAUCGUCCUCAUCGUGGCGCUGCUCGACAACAGCGUGCUGGCGCAGGACCCGGCCAAGGCGCCGGGUGACGUCAUCCCCUUCUUCUGGGUGCGCUACCCCGACGUCGAGGGCUUCUCUGGCAAGGAGUUCAAGCUGAACGCCGAGCGCAACAACGGCCGCGCCGCCAUGAUGGGCAUCUCUGGCAUGCUCAUCCACGAGUCUCUCACGGGGAACCCGGUGUGGCCGAUCCCCGUCCCGCCCCAGCCCGUGCUUGAGGCUGCGCUCGACGACGUCGAGAAGGGCCCCGCCCGCGUCGGCUCUUUUGUGCUCGCCUCGCUGGGCAUGGCGGCGUGCGGCGCGGCGGCCGCCAUCCCGGAGCUCUCCAAGAAGCAGUAGGCGCCGCUUGGACACUUGCGCGCGGGAGAGGCGCCCGGGGGGCGUCGCCACGAUCCACCUCCCCACGCCUGGCGGUCUGGCCCCUCUCUUUGGCCUCGCAUGUACGGCCCGAGGGGGGGCCCUUGCCCCGAAUGCACCGUGGGCGGCGUCCUGGCGGGGCGCCGCGCUCGGGGGGUCUGGGGGUUUGGCGAGAGCUUGGGCCGGUGCGUGUGGAGAGUCUAACUUGUAGUGCAAUCAUGUAGAGGUAUUCUACACCGGU
Messenger RNA from Emiliania huxleyi CCMP1516, 1020 nucleotides. RefSeq names its product light harvesting protein (gene Lhcf27). The transcript is spliced from 3 exons. NCBI's taxonomy places the organism in Eukaryota, Haptophyta, Isochrysidales, Noelaerhabdaceae. The record is from RefSeq and is a predicted model, not a curated record. Bases 33 to 761 code for a protein of 242 amino acids.